AUGGGAGCCGAACAAACCCCUGCCACGACUCGCUUUCCCCUUGUUCCUCCGUCCUCGUUAUCCGCGGCCCAGAAGCCUGUUCACGACCAUGUCACUUCGGUCUCCAAAUUCGUCUUUGGAGAAAACCCACCCUUUGCCUGGGCUGACGAUGAAGGAGCCCUAAUCGGACCCUUUACCUCCAUGCUGUACGCACCAUCUACCGGCACCGAAUUCUUCGACCAUGCAAUCAAGGUUGGCACCGACAAACGCCUGCCUAUCCGCGUGAAGGAGCUUGCUAUUCUCGCGGUCGGGGGCCAUUUCGAGGCGGCCUACGAGAAUUAUGCUCACGCGCAGCUCGCGAAGCUCAUCGGGCUCAGCGACGAACAGGUGGCAGAUGCUCUGGCGGGACGAGAGCCUGUGGGUCUUGCCGAUGCAGAAAUUGCUGCAUAUCGGCUUGCGCUGGCCAUGGCGAACAGCAAGGGGCCCGUAAGUGAUGAGAUCUGGGGUCAAGUCAGAGAGCAUUUUGGGCAGGAAGAAAGUGCUGUCCUGGUGUUUCUGAUUAGCUCCUAUGCUUACAUCGCCAUGGUGUUGAAUGCUGGGGCUGUUCCAGCGGCGCUGCCGGCGAAGACCGCAACGGCAGCCGCUUAA
Messenger RNA from Didymosphaeria variabile, 627 nucleotides. RefSeq lists its product as uncharacterized. The transcript has 2 exons. Bases 1 to 627 code for a protein of 208 amino acids. NCBI's taxonomy places the organism in Eukaryota, Fungi, Ascomycota, Dothideomycetes, Pleosporales, Didymosphaeriaceae. Gene Ontology annotation, molecular function: peroxiredoxin activity. The record is from RefSeq and is a predicted model, not a curated record.